Messenger RNA from Puccinia triticina, 4749 nucleotides. RefSeq lists its product as uncharacterized. The record is from RefSeq and is a predicted model, not a curated record. Bases 1 to 4749 code for a protein of 1582 amino acids. The transcript is spliced from 11 exons. NCBI's taxonomy places the organism in Eukaryota, Fungi, Basidiomycota, Pucciniomycetes, Pucciniales, Pucciniaceae.
AUGUUCACCCACCAACACACCCCACUCCAACCCCAAAACUGGCCAGCAACCACCAUGGCCGCCACUCGCUCCCACUCCCCGCCCCUCCCGCCGAACGCAGCCUACACCCACCCCACCAUCACCCUCAACAUCCUCCCCUCAGCCACCCUCUUCACCGCAGGCACCAAACUCACCGGCGUCCUCGAACUCACCUGCAAGAAGCCGAACACGGUCGCCCUGGGGCAGCUCGCAGUCGAGUUCGUCGGCAUCGAAGAACUCAAACUGCUCGACCACAGCGCCCAGUCGUCCAUCCACGGCCCGCACAAAUGCAUCUUCCAAGGCCCAGCCCUGCCCCCCAGCAACGCAGUCGCCGCCUCAGAAGCACCCAUCGCGGGCCAUUACUACACGGCACUGCGCGGAAGGACCAAGUUCCCGUUCUCGUUCCCACUGCCCUCCAAGCUGCCCUCGUCGACCAACUUCGGCGACAAGGCCCGGGCCAGCUAUGCGCUCAAGGCGACCUGCCAGGUGCUCGCCAUCGACUCGCGCCAGAACGUGCUCGUGACGAAGGCCAAGACGAUCCAGAUCGUCGAGCGGCUGCUCGACUGGAACGACAACCGCUACCACGAGCCCGUCGAGAUGCGCGGCGAGCUGCGCGACCCCUCCGGCUCCGGCGCCGGCGUCUGGGCCGAGCUCAAGAUCCCCAAGAUCCUCCACUUCAGCCUCCUCCCCGACAACGGCCUCAUCCACGCCCAGCUGACCGUCAAAAACAACUCGCGUCGAACGCUAUCCGGCGGCGUCAACGCCAAGAUCUGUCGCAAGCUCGUCCUCCCCCACCACCCCGCCCCAUCCGCACCCGACCCCUCCCGGAUCCACGUCGUCCGCACCUCCACCUUCCGCGGGCCCGAGUUCGAGUUCCCGUCCGGCCAGCCCAAGACGGUCAGCCUGCUCUGCCAGCUGCCCAGCCCGGCCGCCCAGGACGACAUCCCGUCCGCCAUCAGCGUCAGGGCCCUCAAGCUGUUCUCCGUCGACAUGUUCCUCAGGGUCGAGCUCGAGCUCGGCGCAUUGUCAAACGACCUCGUCAUCGAUCUGCCCAUCUACGUCACCCACCCAUCCUCGCUCCCGAAGGAGCUCCUCCUGCGCACCCAGCCGCCGAAGACGAUCGAGCACGUGCGCUCGACGAACGCCAUGUCGCUGCUCACGAAGCCCGACGGCUCGUCCGGCCGGCCCUCCCCCGCGACAGCCUACCAGGACCAGCAAUUCUCUCCAUAUCCAGCCACCCCGGGCCCCUCCCACGACCCCCGCUCACAUGCGCCAUACCCGCCCCCCCAGCCGCUCUUCUCGCCCCCGACGACGCCCUGGCACCGGCCCCCCGCAUCCUCCCCCUUCGACCCCGCCUCCGCGUACGCCCCCGCGACCCAGCCUGGCGACUACCAUCCGCACUCCACCGACAUGCCUCCCAUCCCCCCUGCGCACCCCCAGGAACCGUUCAGCCCCGCCGCGUAUCACGCCUACGACCCCGGCAGCCCGAUGCCUUCCCACUGGCGCACGAGACACCAAUCGCUGCCCGCCGCGCCAGGCCCCCCCUCCCACCACUACCGGCCCCCCGACACCCAUCAUGAUGCCGAGAGCGUCUUCGAAGGUGCCCUCAGCAGGAAGCCGUCCAGCUCGAGAAGGACCUCGGAGCCUAUCAGCCCCUUCUCGGGAGUGCAGCCCGUCUCUGGCGGGCUCGUCGUCCGCAAACGCGCCCUGCCCGUGCCUCCCCAGCAGCAGCCUCCCGCCGCCGGCCCGGCCCAUCCGGAGAGCCUCUCCAGCCACCAUGCCCCGGGCCUCGGCUCGCCGGCCCCACCCGACCCGGCUCCCGGCCAUGCAAGGCUCGCGACGAUCGGCGAGUCGGGCGAGUCGCGGCCGGGCACGGUGCGCCGCAAGACCCACGCCGUGCUGGCUGGCCGGUCGGCAGACUCGUCGUCGUCGGGAGAAGACGACGGCUCGUCGGGGGCGCUCGGCGCUCGGAGGCCCGCCCGCGUCGUCAGUCAUCCCCAUGCCGUACGGCCCAGACGCUCCGACGGGAGCGACAGCGUCCAAGCGUUGGAAGACUUCGUCGCGCUCGAGGACGACCAGCGGCGCUGCGCCGAGCGGGCCCGCGCGGCUUCCUCCCCUUCGCCUCCUCCUUCGGAGAAGCCCGACCGGACCCCGACUCUCGCCUCCCACCACCAGCCCGGCUUCCUCCCUUCUCAUCCGGCCCAGACCCAAGAACAUCGCCCUCCUCCCCAGCCUCCCGCCGAGGCCCCCCUCCCCGCCGAGCGCCUCCGAUCUGCCGACAGCAGGGCUCUGUCCUCCGGAGGCCUCGCUAACCUCGUCCAGCUCUUGAAUCGGGCCGCGUCCGUCGAGCCUCCGCCCCGCGCUUCGUCUGUCCACGACCCAGCCCCUUCCCACGCCGACGGAGCCCGGUCGGCCGCGCAGGAUCCAGAGGAGGAUGGCAGGCUGGGACGCCCGCCUGGCGCAUCGUCGAGCGCUGCCACUGGAGCAAGCGCGCUCCGGAUCAAAAGCUGCCGGAUCUCGUUCGCGCACGAGGCGCUCAUCGACGCCGUGCCUUCUCCUCCCCCAUCCAGCACCAGCAGCCCCACGAAACCCCUCGCCUCUGUGCCCGCCCCUGCCCCCGCUUGCACACCCGAGAACCCGCCCGUGGUGGCGGCGGCCGUGGCCCGCCGGGCCUCGGUCGCGCCGGCCGCCCUGUUCGCCCACUUCGACCCCGCCCGGCCUUCGCCCUCCUCCCCCCCAUCCGGGGCUGCCCCCGCCUCGGCCGGCCCCUCCAGCCUGAUGUCGCCCGACAAGCCGCACCGCAAGCCGUCCGUCGUCAUCCCGUCCGUCAGCCCGGUCGUCAAGAAGAAGGCCCCCAGGAAGUCGCCCCAGACCCGCAAGCCCUCCGGGCCGGCCGCUCUCCCCGCUGCUGCUGCCGACGACGACUGCCAGCCGUCGAUCGUCGACCGGCUGAGACGCCCCAAUCCGAUCCCGAACCCGGGCCUCAGCCCUGCUUCCCAUCGCCAAAGCCCUGCCGCCCCGCCCGCGCCAGAUUGGGGGCUUCGCAAUGGCGUGGACACCAUGCUUUCAAGUAAGCCCGAUCCCCCGCCAUCCCAGCCUCCGCCGCCCCAGCCUCCGCUGUCCCAGCCUCCACUGCCCCAGCCUCCACUGCCCCAGCACCGGCUCUCGGCGAUCCCGAAGUCGGCCGUCCCGCUCGCCAUCCCCGGCCUUUCCCGUGGCCUUCCCAGCUCCGGCUCCGGCCCCCAUCGGCCGCUGCCCAUCUCCCCUGGCUCUGUUCAUCUUGCUAGACUCGCUCAGGCUCAGCCGCCUCAUCCGAUGCCGCCUCAAUCGAUGCCGCCUCAAGCGAUGCCGCCUCAAUCGAUGCCGCCUCAAUCUCAGCCGGCUGUCCAAGCUCAGUCGGUUGGCGUGAAGGAGCCAGCAAAGCCAGCGAGUCAUCUCGACAGUCCCACCUCGCCCACCUACCUUUCGCGCAAGUCGCGGAUCAAGCGGCAGAUGUCUUCGACCCCUAAUACCAUCGAUGAGUCGACGAUUCUUUCGAAGAGGAGGGACAGUCGGAUCGGGGGUGUUUCGUCGUCGGAGGAGGGGGGGAGGAUGUUCUCGAUCAACCGGGUGCCCGGGGGAUGGAACGAGGAGGAGUCCAACGAGAUCGAGGCCCAGCUCAUCGAGGCCCUCCGCCAAACUAACCUCGCCGUGCACAAAGCCACCCACCGCAGACUCUCCACGCCCCAGUUCGUCAAGUCGCCCGCCAAGAGCUGGAGCUCGAUCCGCUCGAGCUUGUAUUCAAGUAGCAGCCAGAUCGCGGGAGUCCCUGCGCCCUACGACCGGCUGAGAGCGUCGGUCUCGAUCGGGGGAAGGACGAGCGAGGAGUCUGUGGGGAGCUCGGUCGAUCGGGCGCGGGAGCUGCCGGCUUCCCGGGCCUCUCUCGACUGGCCAAGCACGUCGCAGACGGAGGAGAGCGCCAAGUGGUUUGACGAAGACGCGCCGAUCCGGCUGACCAGUGGGGAGUACAAGUCGAUGCGGGGCGGGCGAGGGGGACGGGUGAGCUCGGUGGUCGGGCAGUGGGCGAAGCUGACGGCGGCCGGCGACGACGGCCAGGACAGUCCGCGCAAGAAGAACCCGGAGACGGCCGAGCAGGAGGAGCAGCAGGACAUGCCGGCCUCCGUCUCCACCCGCGGCCUCUCCAUCAGACCCAAGAACAUCAGCCACCCGUCUCAAUACUCCAUCGCUGGCUUCCUCAGCCGCAACGCCAGCCUCACCAGCCAAUUCUCCUCCCCGCGUGUCCCGGCCGAGGAGCCCCGGACAGACGGCGAGCCCGCCAAGCUGCCGUCGGCGCCGGCCUUCCAGACGCCCGCCUUUGCUGCCCCGCGCCGGGUCCUCCCCGCGGUCCCCUUAUCAACAACAGCAACGACGACGAUGAGGGGGGACGAAAACAAGGGCGCAGGGGCGGCCAAGCAAGGCUAUCGCAACCUGGCCAACCGGCUGAGCGGGACGGCCAUGAUCUCCCGCCCGCACCAGCAGCCUCCGGCGGCCCCGUCGGCCUCCUCCUCCACCUCCUCCGUCUCCUCGCUGGCCGACUCCGCCAGCCUGCGUCCCCACUCCCUCGACCCGCCCCGCCUCAAGCCCUCCCAUCGUCCCCCCGCCGCCGCCUCCCGUCCCCCGCCCCUCCUGCGCUCGCUCAACUCCGCUAGCAAUCGCCCCUUCUCCGACCUCGUCAAGCGCUGGGAAGCCUGA